AUGGAAUCCAUGACCGAAAAUAAGAACGGAUUGGAAGAUUUUGAAGCAUUCUUAGAAACCAGUUUUCAACCUCUCCAAUUCGCAAACGAUUUACUAUUAGCUACAAAUGAUAAGAACGGAUCAGAGCUAGAUGGACUAACUCCAUUGAAGAAAUUGAAAUUUGAUAUUGAUGAAUGUGACAAAAGGAUGGCUAGCAUUGCAUCUACAAAUUAUGAAUCAUUGAUGUCUAAUUUUUCACAAAUAGAGAAAACUAGAUCGUUAGUUAACGAACAGAUCAACCCACUGGUAGAACGAGUGAAUAAUUCAUUUGAAAGAAUUAAAUCUGGCGUUAUUCAACCAUACGAAGAAGCAUUGAAAAAGAAUAAUGCUUUGAAACGAAUCCAUUUGACAUUGAAUUUACUCCGAGGUGCUGGCUACUUUAUGUUUUUAGUUCAGCAAUUGGAAGAAAUCGAGAAGUUGAAUACUAAAGCGGAAGAUCAAUCAAACCUGAAGAAAGAUAUAAUCAGAUUAGCUAAACUCCAUAUACAAAUUUCACAAUUGUAUAAGAAUGAAAAGGAACAAAAUAACCUGAAGAUUAAGAAUUCGAAUGCAAAUAUAUUGUCCAUAAAAUUAAUUAGAGAUUAUGAAGCUAUCCAAAUUAACAAGCAGAAUGCACUUAUAAAUGAAUGGGUUCAAUCAAUAUCGAACGAUUUCAAUCAUCAUAUUUCUUUUUCGGUUACUAAUAUUGAAUUGCAAAAUAAACUAAUUGCAUUGUAUACCUUAAACAAAAAAGAGUAUCUUCAAAUCAUUGAAAAAUCAAUAAACAAGCAUGUACAAGUAAGUUUGACUCAACUUUCAAGGUCCUUACAAUCACCAAGGAAUUUUAAUGCCAUAAUAAAUGAAGUUAAAGAUACUUCAUCUGACUUUCUUGACAAAUUAGAAAACAUUUUAUCAAGUUGUGAUAUCUCUAAUACAAAUAACAAAGAUAACACAGGGAAUCUCUUAGAUGAAACAAUUUCUAAUAAUUCUAUCAACAGUUUAUUUGACUUAUACUGGCCUGUAUUAUCUUAUAAAUUCAAGAAGAAUAUUGUAGCUACUAUGGCAAGGGGUGGUCCAAUUGCUAAAAAUUUAAAAAUUUAUUUCGAAGGCAUAAGAAAUUCCAUAAAUGAAAACUUCAAAGGCAAUGAAGAAGGUAAUUUAUUAAUCGAUGCAAUUGAUGUUAUUGAAGGAUCAAAGUAG
Debaryomyces hansenii CBS767 is the source of this 1218-nucleotide messenger RNA. RefSeq names its product Golgi transport complex subunit. Gene Ontology annotation, biological process: intra-Golgi vesicle-mediated transport. Gene Ontology annotation, cellular component: COG complex. Lineage: Eukaryota; Fungi; Ascomycota; Pichiomycetes; Serinales; Debaryomycetaceae. The transcript has a single exon. The record is from RefSeq and is a predicted model, not a curated record. The coding region runs from base 1 to 1218 and encodes 405 amino acids.